AUGUUAUUGUGUUAUAAGAACCUUGUUACCAUACUAUUAUGGUUUCAUAUUAAUUUACAAUUUGCUACAGCAGCAUAUGCUCCAGCUGCAUGUGCAGUUCCAAGUGAUGGUACCGUAGGAGCCACUGUUAGAUUUUUUCAAUACCCCAUACACGAUACUUGGAGUUAUCAACAAAAAAACUUUUUGCUAGGUGGUUAUUUAAAAAAUAAGUAUGUUGGUUCAAUUACUGGUGUUACAAAUUUAACAUGGUAUUCAGGCAAUGACUGGACCAUUCCUCCAUACGGUUACAAAAAUGUCAUUAUAAAUAAUUUCAUGAUGGAAAUUACUGGUUAUUAUAAAGCUCCACUAACAGGUAUUUACACUCUAACCGCUGAAGUGGAUGAUUCUGUUACAGUUUUCAUAGGUUCUGGUGAGGCAUUUGAGUGUGGUAAACAACAUGUAGAUUUUAUCUCCCCCAAAUAUCUUUUUACACUUACUGGUAGUGUAACAUAUGGUUUGAAUACAGGUAUACAGACAAUAUAUAUGGAAGAAGGUAACUAUUAUCCUUUUAAACUUCUAUACGUCAACCAGAAUCAACAAGGGUUAUUAGAUAUUUCAAUGAAUUUGCCAGAUGGUACUGUAGACAAUGGUAUAGGUAGUUAUCUAUACAGUAUUCCCGAUGGAAGUUUCACUAACACUUCAGAUAUAUCUUUCACAUACAGUGGAUCUACAGCAUACACCACAACAACCUCUACAAUCACAAGUACAGUUCCUGGUUUAACCGCUACUACAACUACUGAGACAACCACCAUUACAACGAUGCUUAAUUCUUACAAUGAAGAAGUUAUAAUUGCCUACUAUGAGGCGGUUCCAGCUCCAAGUACAACUACUUCCUACAUUGCAGGCUCCAUAAGUUUAGUCACUACCAUCUCUACCUUUACAUCGUAUAUCACCGACUCAAACGGUAGCAGCAGUCUGGUCGAUGUUGUUAUUGUUGAGACUCCAAUACCAAAAAAAAUUACGUCAUACAUUCCAGGUAUCAUAGCCUCUGCUUCAGCCCAAUCCACAAUAACAUCUUACACCACUGACUCUGAUGGUAGCAGCAGUGCUAUUGACAUUGUUGUUGUUGCUACUCCAGUUCAAAGCACUAUGACUGCAUACACUUCGGGUUCUGUGGGUUCAACUUUUGCUGUUUCCUCAUAUAUUUCCUAUGCUACCGACUCUAAUGGUAGUAGUAAAGCAAUUGGUGUUAUUGUUGUUGAGACUCCAAUACCAAAACAAAUUACGUCAUACAUUCCAGGUAUCAUAGCCUCUGCUUCAGCCCAAUCUACAAUCACAUCUUACACCACUGAUUCCAAUGGUGGCAGCAGUGCUAUUGACAUUGUUGUUGUUGCUACUCCAGUUCAAAGCACUGUUACUGCAUACACUUCGGGUUCUGUGGGUUCGACUUUUGCUGUUUCCUCAUAUAUUUCCUAUGCUACCGACUCUAAUGGUAGUAGUAAAGCAAUUGGUGUUAUUGUUGUUGAGACUCCAAUACCAAAACAAAUUACGUCAUACAUUCCAGGUAUCAUAGCCUCUGCUUCAGCCCAAUCUACAAUCACAUCCUACACCACUGAUUCCAAUGGUGGCAGCAGUGCUAUUGACAUUGUUGUUGUUGCUACCCCAGUUGGAAGCACUGUUACUGCAUACACUGAAGGUCUAGUAGGAUCUGCUUCUGCCCUUUCUUCAUACAUCUCCUACAUCACUGAUUCCAAUGGUAGCACCAAAGCCAUUGGUGUUAUUGUUGUCGAGACUCCAAAACCAAAACAAAUCACCUCAUACAUUCCAGGUAUCAUAGGUUCUGCUUCAGCCCAAUCCACAAUCACAUCCUACACCACUGAUUCCAACGGUAGCAGCAGUGAAGUUGACAUUGUUGUUGUUGCUACCCCAGUUGGAAGCACUGUUACUGCAUACACUGAAGGUCUAGUAGGAUCUGCUUCUGCCCUUUCUUCAUACAUCUCCUACAUCACUGAUUCCAAUGGUAGCACCAAAGCCAUUGGUGUUAUUGUUGUCGAGACUCCAAAACCAAAACAAAUCACCUCAUACAUUCCAGGUAUCAUAGGUUCUGCUUCAGCCCAAUCCACAAUCACAUCCUACACCACUGAUUCCAACGGUAGCAGCAGUGAAGUUGACAUUGUUGUUGUUGCUACCCCAGUUGGAAGCACUGUUACUGCAUACACUGAAGGUCUAGUAGGCUCUGCUUCUGCCCUUUCUUCAUACAUCUCCUACAUCACUGACUCGAAUGGUAGCAGUAGUGCAGUUGGUGUUAUUGUUGUUGAGACUCCAAAACCAAAACAAAUCACCUCAUACAUUCCAGGUAUCAUAGGUUCUGCUUCAGCCCAAUCCACAAUCACAUCCUACACCACUGAUUCCAACGGUAGCAGCAGUGAAGUUGACAUUGUUGUUGUUGCUACCCCAGUUGGAAGCACUGUUACUGCAUACACUGAAGGUCUAGUGGGCUCUGCUUCUGCCCUUUCCUCCUACAUUUCUUAUGUAACCGACUCGAAUGGUAGCAGUAGUGCAGUUGGUGUUAUUGUUGUUGAGACUCCAAAACCAAAACAAAUCACCUCAUACAUUCCAGGUAUCAUAGGUUCUGCUUCAGCCCAAUCCACAAUCACAUCCUACACCACUGAUUCCAACGGUAGCAGCAGUGAAGUUGACAUUGUUGUUGUUGCUACCCCAGUUGGAAGCACUGUUACUGCAUACACUGAAGGUCUAGUGGGCUCUGCUUCUGCCCUUUCCUCCUACAUUUCUUAUGUAACCGACUCGAAUGGUAGCAGUAGUGCAGUUGGUGUUAUUGUUGUUGAGACUCCAAAACCAAAACAAAUUACCUCAUACAUUCCAGGUAUCAUAGGUUCUGCUUCAGCCCAAUCCACAAUCACAUCCUACACCACUGAUUCCAACGGUAGCAGCAGUGAAGUUGACAUUGUUGUUGUUGCUACCCCAGUUGGAAGCACUGUUACUGCAUACACUGAAGGUCUAGUGGGCUCUGCUUCUGCCCUUUCUUCCUACAUUUCUUAUGUAACUGACUCGAAUGGUAGCAGUAGUGCAGUUGGUGUUAUUGUUGUUGAGACUCCAAAACCAAAACAAAUUACCUCAUACAUUCCAGGUAUCAUAGGUUCUGCUUCAGCCCAAUCCACAAUCACAUCCUACACCACUGAUUCCAACGGUAGCAGCAGUGAAGUUGACAUUGUUGUUGUUGCUACCCCAGUUGGAAGCACUGUUACUGCAUACACUGAAGGUCUAGUGGGCUCUGCUUCUGCCCUUUCUUCCUACAUUUCUUAUGUAACUGACUCGAAUGGUAGCAGUAGUGCAGUUGGUGUUAUUGUUGUUGAGACUCCAAAACCAAAACAAAUCACCUCAUACAUUCCAGGUAUCAUAGGUUCUGCUUCAGCCCAAUCCACAAUCACAUCCUACACCACUGAUUCCAACGGUAGCAGCAGUGAAGUUGACAUUGUUGUUGUUGCUACCCCAGUUGGAAGCACUGUUACUGCAUACACUGAAGGUCUAGUAGGCUCUGCUUCUGCCCUUUCUUCAUACAUCUCCUACAUCACUGAUUCCAAUGGUAGCACCAAAGCCAUUGGUGUUAUUGUUGUCGAGACUCCAAAACCAAAACAAAUCACCUCAUACAUUCCAGGUAUCAUAGGUUCUGCUUCAGCCCAAUCCACAAUCACAUCCUACACCACUGAUUCCAACGGUAGCAGCAGUGCUAUUGACAUUGUUGUUGUUGCUACCCCAGUUGGAAGCACUGUUACUGCAUACACUGAAGGUCUAGUAGGAUCUGCUUCUGCCCUUUCUUCAUACAUCUCCUACGUCACUGACUCGAAUGGUAGCAGUAGUGCAGUUGGUGUUAUUGUUGUCGAGACUCCAGCUGUCAGCCAAAUCACCUCAUACAUCCCAGGUUUGGUUGCUUCUGCAUCUCCUCUUUCUACAUCUACUUCCUACACCACUAACUCUGAUGGAAGUAGUAGUCCAAUCGACAUUGUUAUUGUGGCUACUCCAAGUAUAGCUCCUUCAAGUCUAGGAUAUCAUUACUGGAAUUCUUCAUCAACAUCUACAGCAUUCUCAUAUUCUGGAAUGGCAGAAUCUUCAAAAGAAAACACUGCAGCUACAAGAAACACAGAGACUGCAGGAAGCAAUAAUUGGAAUACUAAUAGGGCUGAGCCAUCAUUGUCAUUAUCACCUUCUGGAAUGGCAGAGUCUUCAAAAGAAAACACUGCAGCUACAAGAAACACAGAGACUACAGGUGGCAAUAAUUGGAGCACUAUGAAGAUUGGAUCAUCGUCCAGAACAAACGGGGUUGAAACUGAAGCAGGUUCGUUGGCUGGAACUACAGUAAAUCCUCUACAGGUUGCUGUAACUCACGAACCAUUACACGUAUCUUCCCAAACCGCAAAGCCAAGUGGCAGAUCAAGUGCGGUAACAUUGUCACAGUAUGAAGCUUCUGCUCCUACCACUGCAGCUAAAUGGUCAAGUUUUGCAUUGGCACUCUUCUCUUUGCUUCCAUUCAUAUUUUAG
Molecule: messenger RNA, 4536 nt
Organism: Arxiozyma heterogenica
Lineage: Eukaryota; Fungi; Ascomycota; Saccharomycetes; Saccharomycetales; Saccharomycetaceae
Exons: 1
Coding region: 1-4536 (1511 amino acids)
Source: RefSeq, a predicted model, not a curated record